Messenger RNA from Cetraspora pellucida, 954 nucleotides. NCBI's taxonomy places the organism in Eukaryota, Fungi, Glomeromycota, Glomeromycetes, Diversisporales, Gigasporaceae. The record is from the annotation of a GenBank genome assembly.
AUGAUCCAUUUAGCACUCUCAAUUCCAAUAGGAAGUGCUAAUUUAGAUAUAGACGGUGAACGAUUGAAACAACUACAGAAAAGACUAAACGGUGUGAACUAUUUCGUCAUUGACGAAAAAAGUAUGGUUGGGCAUCGAAUGCUUGCUUUAGUUGAUAUGCGACUAUGCCAAGCAUUCCCUGAACAUAAAAAUCAGCCCUUUGGUAAUCGGUCAGUUAUUCUUGUUGGCGAUUUUGGUCAACUUCCUCCAGUGCUUGAUGAGCCUAUGUACUCGCAAACCUUCCGACAUGAUCUAUUAUCAAACGACGGUAUUACUACGUAUAAACAAUUCCAAGAGGCCUAUAAACUUGAUAUAGUUCAGUGUCAAUCAGGAGAUUCGGAAGAGCAACGUAAUUUCAGAGAUAUUCUAUUGCAGCUACGUGAUGGUGAAUCUACAGUAGCUGAUUGGAAAGUACUUGCUGCGCGAUUUAUUGAUUCACCAACUAUUUUAUCUCCAGAACAAGAUCAUUUCUCAGAUGCCAUAUGCAUCUUUCCCUGGAAAAUCGACGUUAACGAAUUUAACGUCAACAAACUCAAAACUUUGAACUGCCCUAUUGCUAGAAUUAAUGCCAUUCACACAGGUGGCAAUGAAGCACGUAAAGCUGAUUAUGAUACAGCAAAAGGCCUUGAGGCACAAUUAUUUUUAGCAAGGGGUGCACGUGUUAUGCUCAGGGCUAACUUAUGGACAGAAUUUGAUAAUUACGCUGGUCCUGCUAUUACGACUAUAGAAGGGUUAACAUUACAAAAGGCCGUAAUAGAUCUCGGGAAAAAGGAGUAUGCUGCCGGCAUUUCAUUUGUAGCAAUUUCCCAAGCCUGUGCUCUCAGAAAUAUCCUUUUUAGACCAUUUUCACUUGAUAGACUUCAACGUAUCAAAACUUGCAAAAGGCUACAAGAAAGAAUGGCUGAGGAAGGAUGA